Molecule: messenger RNA, 1366 nt
Organism: Contarinia nasturtii (swede midge)
Lineage: Eukaryota; Metazoa; Arthropoda; Insecta; Diptera; Cecidomyiidae
Product: prostatic acid phosphatase-like
Exons: 5
Coding region: 39-1220 (393 amino acids)
Biological process (GO): dephosphorylation
Molecular function (GO): phosphatase activity
Source: RefSeq, a predicted model, not a curated record
ACCUUUCGAUCAGAGCAAAAGUGAUUUAAUUUUAAAGCAUGUUCUCUUCUUGUGUAGCUAAAUUUGUAUUUCUGUUAUUCUUGUGCGAAUUUGGUGUUUCAUAUGGAUUUUUGCAUUACAAUGAUAGUAAUUCAGAAGAUAGAAGUACUCUUUGGCCUUCAAAUGAUAGCCAAUUGAUAUUUGCGCAUGUUAUCUAUCGUCAUGGUCAUCGAAAUACCAUUAGUUAUCCAGGACUGUAUCCAAAUGACCCAUAUAUUAAUGAAACUCAUUGGCCUGGUGGAUUUGAAGCACUCACAAAUGAAGGUAAAAGACAACAAUUCAAAUUGGGACAAUAUUUCCGAAGAAGAUACAACAAGCUUCUUGGCGAUAAAUAUUCACCAAAAAGAGUGUACGUACGUUCGACUGACAAAGAUCGUACUUUGAUGUCGGCACUUGCCAAUUUAGCAGGUUUAUUUCCACCACACGCUGAAGAGAAAUGGCAUGAGGAUAUUGCAUGGCAACCGAUUCCAGUUCACACAAUGCCUUUGAAUUUGGACUAUGCAUUGCGUGGACCAGGUGAUUGUCCAAGAUAUUCUGCCGCUCUCAAGAAAUACAAAAAUGAAUCACCAGAAUUGCAGCGAAUUCUUAAAGAAAAUGAAGAAAAUAUCUUGUACUGGUCGAAAAUGUGCGGAUCGAAUCUAACUACCAUUGAAGAGAUUAGCCAGUUAUAUGGGAUACUCAUUGUUCAAAAAGAACAUAAUAAAACGCUCUCCGAUUGGGCACGAAAAGCAAUCGAACCAAAUGGUGCUUUGGGGUCCAUUGCUUUUUUUCGAUUUAAAAUGAGAUCGAAUACUAAAGAAUUGGCUCGAUUGUGGUCUGGAUUUUUUAUUAAAGAGAUGUUUGAACGUUUCGCUCAAAAGAUAAACUCAACUUUGGAGCCAAAUCGUUCAUUGUGGUUCUACUCAGUGGGUGAUAAUACGAUUGUUGGUCUACUGAAUGGCCUCGGACUUUUAGAGCCACCUUUACCACCAUUUGCAUCGAGUGUACACUUGGAAUUAUACAAAGUUGGCGAAAAAGAGCACUACAUUCAAAUCUUCUACAGAAAAUCGGGUGAAGAAAUCCUUCUGCCAUUGAAUAUACCGAAUUGCGGGGAAAAGUGUUCUCUGGAUCAAUUGUACAAAUUGUACAAUGAUAUUAUACCUGAUCGUGAUCAUGACACUGAAUGCCGUCUUACCAACUAGAUACGGCUGAAAAUGUUCAAUGAAAUUAUUUUGAUAAAGUAUUUUGAAAUGAACCUAUAAUUGAAAUGAAUUAUAAUCUAAAUCAUAGAUGAAUGCUCUUGAAUAAAAAAAAAUUCGACGAACCAUCUAAACAUCAGAAACAUAAA